Schizosaccharomyces cryophilus OY26 is the source of this 3122-nucleotide messenger RNA. RefSeq names its product transcription factor TFIID complex subunit Taf111. Gene Ontology annotation, molecular function: RNA polymerase II general transcription initiation factor binding; TBP-class protein binding; histone acetyltransferase activity. The coding region runs from base 85 to 3000 and encodes 971 amino acids. The record is from RefSeq and is a predicted model, not a curated record. Gene Ontology annotation, biological process: RNA polymerase II preinitiation complex assembly; transcription by RNA polymerase II. NCBI's taxonomy places the organism in Eukaryota, Fungi, Ascomycota, Schizosaccharomycetes, Schizosaccharomycetales, Schizosaccharomycetaceae. Gene Ontology annotation, cellular component: transcription factor TFIID complex. The transcript has 4 exons.
CCUACAUCUUCUCGAGGCCCAAACGUUGUAUUUUAGUGUAUUCUUUCUAUUAAAGGUGCUUUAAAUUUAAAAAUUAAAGUAAGUAUGUCCUUUAAUGGCUUAGAAGGUGAAAUUGGGUCGAAAGAUUCCAUGAUAGAUUCUGAAAAUGAUUUCUCAUUAAAACAAAAUGAUUCUGGCAUGGGGAUGUUAGAUUCAUUUUUAGGAGAUAUGAUUCCAAUGGAUUUAGAUGAACAAUCUAAAGAUUUAGAGCCUGAUUCUGUAGAUAUGAAGAAUGAAAGUGGUCAAGAUGGUUUUAGCUACGAAGAUGGAAUCGGGUUUGGUAAAACGCUUGACGAAGGCGAUGAUUUAGAAGAUGAUGUUUCAGAUGACAAUUUGCCUGAAGAAGAGCAAGCCGUCAACUAUACGGGCAAAGAUGAAGAUGAAGAUUUUAGGAGUUUACUAGCUAAGGAAAUGGGCGAGGAAGCCGCAGGUCAAGUUCUAAGUGGCGUUGGUUUUUCAGUACCAGCAGGUCUGGUAGAUAUGAAUGAAACGCCUUCCGCUCCAGUUGUCCCGAGCACAGCUGAAACACAGAAUGAAGAUCAGAUUCGGGAAAAUAUUGUGAAAACUUAUUUUCCUACUUUUAAACGUGGAGUACUAUUAAAUUUCUCGGAAUUAUUUCGCCCUAAACAUGUCAAGUUAGCUCCGCCUAAAAAGAAAACCCCAAAAGUUUGUGUCCCAACGAGGCUAGCUCUUGAGAUUGAGCCGGACUACUCGGCCAUAUUUAAUUCUAAAAAACCCAUUCCUGUAAAGCGUGAUAUCGUUCCUGCUUUAUCGACACAAUCCACUAAAAGACGAAAAACUGGUAGACUUACUCAGAGAAACGAUGGACUUGAUUUGAACACCAUUUUCACAACUAACGAUUGGGAAAAAGGGAUUAUUUACGAUGAAAAGGACUUAACGAAAUUAGAUCGCCCUUCCUUCUCCAUAGACAAAUCGUUAGUCGAUUUCGAUCUAAACAUUGAUGAGAAUAUUUUUGAAGGUGAAACGGGAGGUUCAAAAGUGGUUCUCAAUUUGAAUGACCCGAAGUUACUUUUGCAACCUCAAAAACGGGAUGAACAACACCGCUCAUAUCACGACCUACAUCUACGCAAUUCAUUUUCAUGGAAAUAUAAUUUAUCUAAUGAUAGUGCUUACGAAAUGCUUAAGCAAAAUCACCAAUCCAAAGUCCGAAAUACUUUGUCUCAGCUUGCUAUUGAGCAUGCUGCUUUUGCUGAAAAACUAACUUUCCCUUACUAUAAGACUAGACUCAGUAAAAGAGCUGUGCGAAGCUUUCAUCGACCGAAUAUGUCGUUUAAACCAAAUGCCGCUAUUGUGUUUUCUCCUUUGAAUAUUCGAAAGAAAAGUAAGGACAAAAAUAAGUCUGAAAGAGGGCUUAUUCCCGAAACAAAAGAUAUGACUAUGGGUGAUACCACGCAUGCCAUUUUGGUAGAGUUUUCUGAAGAGCAUCCUCCUGUUCUUUCUAAUGUUGGAAUGGCUAGUAGGAUUGUAAAUUACUAUCGAAAAAAGAACGAACAUGAUGAAUCACGACCCAAAUUGGAAGUUGGUGAGAGUCAUGUUUUGGAUGUUCAGGAUAGAAGUCCUUUCUGGAACUUUGGUUCCGUGGAGCCUGGAGAAAUAACACCCACUUUAUAUAAUAAGAUGAUUCGUGCUCCUUUAUUUAAGCAUGAACUCCCUUUUACAGACUUUAUCCUGAUUCGGAAUUCAAGCAGUUAUGGUUCCAAGUACUAUCUGAAAAACAUCAAUCAUAUCUUUGUGAGUGGACAAACUUUCCCUGUCACUGAUGUCCCUGGUCCUCAUUCUCGAAAAGUAACUACUGCAAGCAAAAACCGUCUGAAAAUGCUAGUAUUUAGACUUAUUAGGCGGUCACCAACUGGCGGUCUUUUUAUUAGGCAGCUCUCACAACAUUUUUCAGAUCAGAAUGAAAUGCAAAUUCGUCAAAGGCUUAAAGAGUUCAUGGAAUAUAAAAAGAAGGGCGAUGGACCUGGUUAUUGGAAACUAAAGUCUAACGAAGUUGUUCCCGAUGAGGCUGGUACUAGGUCUAUGGUUUCUCCUGAAACUGUAUGUUUGUUAGAAAGCAUGCAAGUUGGUGUCCAACAAUUAGAGGAUGCUGGAUAUGGUAAAACAAUUGAGGAGAUAAACGAUGACGAUGAAGAAGAGCAACCAGCAGAGCAAUUAUUAGCACCAUGGAUUACAACUAGAAAUUUCAUUAAUGCUACUCAAGGAAAAGCUAUGCUUACGCUUUUCGGUGAAGGAGAUCCAACUGGUAUUGGUGAAGGUUAUAGUUUCAUCCGUACUAGUAUGAAGGGUGGUUUUAGGCCCGCUGGUGAACCAGAUGAUAAACCUGAGCCGCAAACAAAGAAUGCACAUGCUUAUAACGUCGCAAAACAACAGCAAGCCUACGAAGAAGAGAUUAAUCGGAUUUGGAAUGCCCAGAAGCGUGGCCUUGCUAUUUCAAACAUUGAUGAAUUGGCAAGGAAGUAUAAAAUCAAGAAUAAAUACGAAGAUUACCUUGAAACCGAAGAACCUCCAAGAGAAGUUACUCCUUCCACAGAUAAGGUUCUUCGCAUCGUUCGAGUCUAUCAAGAUCGCAAUGGAAAUUGGGAUCGUAAACAAGAGAUUGUUCAUGAUCCCAUUGUUAUUCACGCGUAUUUGAAAAAGCGGAGAGAAAUCGACGAACAAUCUACUGCUUUGGAUGCGGUCGUUCCUACAGGAGAUGAAGCCAUCGAUAAACGCAAUCGUAAAAGAUUGGAACAGGAGCUUGCAAAGAGUCAAAAGAAUUGGGAGCGCAGAAGAGCUCGUCAUGCUGCCAAGGAAGGUAUUACUAUCAAUGGAGAAGGUAAAAAGCCGACUACUCGUAAAUGCAGCAACUGUGGUCAAGUCGGUCAUAUGAAGACUAACAAGAUAUGUCCGCUGUUUGGACGACCCGAAGGUGGAUUGGCUACUAUGCUUGAUAGAAAUUGAUGUCGAAUUUUUUAUACCAUUUGCAUAUACGAAAAGGGUCCUAUAAUAUUAAGAGAUUAAUCGCUAUUUAGUUAAUGAAUGAAUUUUUUUGGAUGAUACUGAUCAUGAUCUAUCGAAGGGCG